Molecule: messenger RNA, 3192 nt
Organism: Nymphaea colorata (pocket water lily)
Lineage: Eukaryota; Viridiplantae; Streptophyta; Magnoliopsida; Nymphaeales; Nymphaeaceae
Product: protein LNK1-like
Exons: 10
Coding region: 642-2711 (689 amino acids)
Biological process (GO): circadian rhythm; regulation of DNA-templated transcription
Source: RefSeq, a predicted model, not a curated record
GCUUCUCUCUCUAGCGCCUCUCCCUCUCUCUCUCUCUCUCUCUCUAGAGUCGACAAAGGGAGUGAGGAUGAGGAAGCUCGAGGGUUCGAAAUUCUGCGUCUGCUUCCGUCUCUUGGUUUUCUGAGGGAGUUUGUAUCGGUACUUAUUGGCGUCUGCGCGGGUUUCUGUCUCUUGGUUCGUUGGUUGUUCCUUCUUCCUUCUCGUUCUUCGUCUGCGGUUGUUUUUGUUGCCGUUGGUGGCGAGAAGGCUGUUGCGAGGCGGGUUUCGAUCCUCGGCUCUUGUCUGUGUUCCGGGGUUUUCUUUCUUGGAGAGGUAUCGGCGCUAAGACCAGGAAGCGGCAAGAUGAUUCUGGACUACGGCUAGAUUUCCUGCUUACUUUGCGAGUGCUGGUCGUGGUGGGCGGGCUCCGCUUCUUAGCUCUGACUGCAGCGUUUGGAGGUUAGGGUUUGCUGGGCCUGGGGAUUGCUUCUCUUUGUGGUGGAUUUUGGGCCUGGCUUGCGGUUUGUUGGUUGGUGAAAUAGAUCGGUCUUACGAGUCGGAGAAUCGUGAGGGCGUUUCUUGCUUACGGUGUCGUGGUAGAUCGAUGGUUUUUGAAGGGGAUUGGAGACUGGUGGCUAGAUGAGGGAUUUGUGACUCUAAUAAUGCUAGGAUCUGAGUGGAGCUCUUACGAGCUUGAAGAUAUUGUCUGGGAUGAGUUUGGUGAGAGUGAUGACCAUAUAGUGCCUCGUCCUGGCUCCGGACUAGAAAAUGCAUGUGCUGGCCAUGUGGAUUGUACAAAGAAACCUUGUCUUGAGCUAGAGAAUCCCACCGAAGGAGGCACAGAUGACACCGUGUCUGUUAAUGUCAAUGAUUUUGAUGCAGAAAAUGGAGGCCUGUAUCCUGGCACCAAAAAAGAACCGCUCACUCCAUCUAUUGAGACAUCUAGUUGGCCUGAAAACGUACUUAAUGAUCCAUACAGCACAGAGGAUGCUGACAAGGUGGAAUUAUUAGCAGAAGGAAAAAAUAAAUUAUCUGGAAAUGAGGAGCGUGCUUUAAUUGAUGAGUUCUCUGAUGGCGAUCCUAUUCUAAGAAACCGAGACUCUAUGAACUAUAGUGACCUAUGUGCUUUUUCGCUUACUGAUAUCUCUCCAACAGAUACUGAUCUUGAAUUAUUUGGAAGUGAGCUUGAGGACAAAGAGAGCUCUAGUUUCCUUGGCUAUGGGUGGCCUAAUAUUGGAAACUUCGAUGAUGUGGAUAAAAUGUUUAGAAAUUGUGAUGCAACGUUUGGUCAACAAAGUGCAGAUAAUGCAGAUGACCAAGCCUGGGCCUCAUCUUCCUCACUUAGAACAGAUGGGACUGAUGCUAAAUUAGUCUUCAGGUCUUCAGAUUUGGACAUGUUCCCACUGAAGAAUGAAAAAGAGCAUGAUGGUGCUGGUGCAGAAACAGUUCUUUAUGAUCUGGACAAACAGACUUACCCUUCCUAUGGAGAAAAAUUAAACAGAGAUUCAGAGGUUGAAAGAGCUACGCAAAGAGAAAAGCAGGUUGAUGGACAAAGGACAUUGUUUAAGUCUCAAAGCCAAUUUGAAGGAAAGAGAAGCGAAGCAUCUCUAGAACGUGCUAGAGCAGCUACUCAUGCUAGUGACCAUACUGGAGAAAACCUCAUAGCAUCAGCUUCUCCACCCUUGAUCUCACAAGCAUAUGCUUCUACUGUCAAAGCACCAGAAAUGCAACGAUGGAGGUCUGAUUCCUUUAGGUACAUGGACACAGACAUGUCGGACAUGCAGCUAGGGUAUAGUUACAACUCAGAUCAAGUUCUGGUGCAAGGCUUGCCAUUUAUUAAACCUGAAGUCCAGAGUCAUGUUUCACUUCCUUAUAAUGUUCCUGGUGGUGCUUCACGUCAUAGAAAAGCUCUACAUCGAUCUAGAGAUCCUUCACCAAAGCAUCCAGGAAUGACACCAGAAGAAAAAAUAGAAAAGCUGAGAAGACGCCAGAAAAUGCGUGCUGCUUUAUCCAUGAUGCAGCAACAAACUGGUUUUGUUUGUCAAACACAACUGGCUGAUCAAGCUCCUCCUGUUCAAGUUAAGCCAGAGGGAAUUCAUAAUGAAGUUAGAGGUCAAACUAAAGCCGAAAUGCAAAGCCUGGAAAAUUCUGCUCUUGAAAUUGAUUCAGCUACACAAGAAAGCUCUUGUAUGAGCUCGAUGCUAACAGAAGAUUCUUCUCUUGAAGAGGCUUGUUUGUGUCAGCUUCAGGAUGUAAUCACACAGUUGAAUAAUAAAACAAAGCUGUGCAUCCGAGAUAGUUUGUAUCGUUUGGCAAGGAGCGCUAUGCAAAGGCAUAAUGUUGGUGAUGCGAACAGCUGUUGCAAAGGUAGUCGAGACAAAAAUGAGAGCCUCGGCAUGGAUGGACAUGCUACUCAAGAAAAGUUGCAGUCUGAGAGGUGCGAGGGGCUGAUCAACAUGGAAACUGUUACAAAUCCUAUUGAUCGAGCCGUGGCACAUUUACUCUUCCACAAGCCGCCUGAUGUUUCAGCGAAGCCUCUUAAUGGUAUGUUACCUUUGGAGUCCCACAUUACGGCAAACAUACAGAAGUCUUGGAUGUCCCAUGUGUUUGCAUACUGUUCAGGGCAGCCUAAUCAUUCAUUGCCCAGUAUACACAACGAUCUCAAUAAGCAAGGUCAUCAUCUUAGCAGCCGAUCUGUUUCACCUAAAGAACAAGCGCACCCUAUUUCUUGAUGUCAGAAACUAGCUUAUUCAUACAGCUCCUGCUCCAUGUCUGGGAAUGGAGAGCAGAACAGAUCAGUGAAGGAGGCUGGUGAGGGAUAACUUUAAUGAACGUUGGCAAUAAGUUAGGGUUAUAGACGCAGUAAACUGGCUGAAAUGAAGCAUCAUUUUGUUAGCUGUUGGGAUAGUUGAUCGCCAGGCGCCCCGACGAUGCUCCAACCCCACAUUUUGAGAAGGCCAAUGUUAUCGUAGUUGUGUAUCCCUCCAACUACUGAGCGGACACUGCCAUUAUCAAUGAUAGACCGGUCCAGCCAUAUCAGACUGUUGUUUAUUAAAAUAAGAUAAUAGAACUAUUUGUAUUUUUAGGUGCAAAACACAAAAUGCAUUUAAAUGACGGUGAACUGAUCUGGUGUGACUGGUAGGAGCCGAAUUUAUCUAUCCUUUGUGAAAAGAUGCACGUUGGUUAUUGUAUUGACAGUAUUAUAAUGCUCAA